AUGGCAUGUUUGCUCUGGUCCAUGGGUGACCUGCAAGUUGCGAGUGAGCGGGAUAGGGGGCUGCGCGCUGCCCCCGGCUGGCCGGGAAGGGGCGCGAGGCGCCUCGCCGGGAGCCUGGGGAGUGGAAAAACGUGGGAGAGGGUGAUCUGGGCGAUGCUAGGUGAUCCGGCAAUAGAAAACCAACUGAAGAUCUGUGGCUUUAAGAGGAAUGUGGAUGUCUUAGUAUUGUAUCUGGCUGGACAAGGUCUAAGAACUAUUCCGAGUCUGGCACGGUUUCAUAGGUUAAGGUACCUGUGGAUUAAUAACAAUAAGAUCCAAGAUUUGAGUUUCUUGGUCAAAAACCAUUGCUUGACAGAACUCUACCUCAAUAAUAAUGAGAUCACAGAUAUAUCAGGUGCUCUGAAACACUUGUGUGCCUUACAGAUUCUGUUGCUUCACAACAACCAGUUAAAACACCUGGGCAAGACAGUGGAGGAAUUAAAAGGAAUGAGAAGCUUGCAGACCCUAAACAUAUUCCACAACCCUCUGGCACAGGACCCAAGCUACCGCCUGUAUGUGAUAUACUUCCUUCCUUCAGUGCAGCUCCUGGACAGGAAAC
Molecule: messenger RNA, 598 nt
Organism: Tinamus guttatus (white-throated tinamou)
Lineage: Eukaryota; Metazoa; Chordata; Aves; Tinamiformes; Tinamidae
Source: RefSeq, a predicted model, not a curated record